Aspergillus nidulans FGSC A4 is the source of this 1206-nucleotide messenger RNA. Its product is annotated as ankyrin repeat domain-containing protein. The record is from RefSeq and is a predicted model, not a curated record. NCBI's taxonomy places the organism in Eukaryota, Fungi, Ascomycota, Eurotiomycetes, Eurotiales, Aspergillaceae. The transcript is spliced from 4 exons. Bases 1 to 1206 code for a protein of 401 amino acids.
AUGGCUGAACUGGUUGGUGUGAUCGCGAGUGCUCUCACAUUCGGGACUGUUGUUGCACAGCUCACAGCAUCUAUCAACUCUCUGAAGGACUUCUGUGAGCAGAUUCGCGAUUUACCUAGUGAUAUUGGUUGGCUUGUGCAAGACAUCGAGGUCCUUGGUCUCGUCCUAGGUGACAUCGAGGCCGACUUAGUGCGAGAGCCAAUUAAGUCAGGCCUAAACAAUAAUAAGCAUGUCCAGCAAUGUCAUCAGUUUUGCGUAGAAGCCGCCGCAAAAUUGGAAACAACGUACAGGGCCCUGAUGCAAGAUAUUCAAUCCGGCGCUCGAAUACCUCAGUAUUAUGCUAUGACGAAGCUCGUAAUGCGGAGGGGAAGGAUAGAGAAGCAUAAAUCACGUCUACAGGAUGUGAUUCGUUUACUUUUAUUAUCUCAACAAUGCUACACAAGAAAUUAUCCUACAGCUGGAGUAGGUGUUGGCAGGAAACCAUCCAGCUCUCGGUGCAAGGCUUUCGUGUGGCGUGCUUCUCUGCCGCAUUGGGUAACUACCAAAGCCUUGGAAAUAAGUGGUCUGAAAUUCCCUGACGGCUGGCAAUGGAUCUUUCGGACGUACAACACAAUUCCACUCGAUUCGGAUGUGGUCGAUCUCACCAUGUAUGGCGACAUCCAAGGUCUGCGGAGACUUUUUGCCUCUAAGCAAGCUUCGCCAUUCGAUCGAAUUGAGGGGAAUGGAUAUACAUUACUCCAUUAUGCUGUACCUGGACCAAACGGGCAUAAAGUUCUCGAGUUCCUUUUAAAUGAGGGAGCGGACGUGUCUAUUGCGGGCGGUUCUCGUAAGCCCGUCACACCCCUUUCCUAUCUAGUGUGGUCGGGAAGUGUGGGAGGGGGUCAGGGGUGGACUCUGCUCCCUUCUCUUCAGGUCCUUCUUCGUCGCUCGGAGGAGCUCUAUGAAACUCCUGAAGAAACAAUUAAUGGAUUUCUAUCAGAGUUUCACGGAACAGCUGAAGAGUUUCGUUUUUGUCAACAAAGGUGCUGUCCGAACUUUUACCAAAUGCCACAAUGGACACGAGUGGCAGUGGCUGCUACCGCGGCAUCCGGGGUCUGGGACGCCUACCAUAUGCCUGAAACGAUUCGGACAAUUCUAGGAGAGACUGAAUUGGGAGCAGAAUUGCUCGGACAAUGUGGCACAGAAACUUGGCACAAGUCUGGCUGA